Prunus armeniaca (apricot) is the source of this 366-nucleotide messenger RNA. The record is from the annotation of a GenBank genome assembly. Lineage: Eukaryota; Viridiplantae; Streptophyta; Magnoliopsida; Rosales; Rosaceae.
AUGCGAGAGGGUAAAAUCAAUCCUCCAUCCAACAAAGCUCAUACCUUCGUCAUCUUAGCCACAUACUAUUUCACCAAAUGGGUAGAGGCCACUUCAGUAAAGAGCAUAUCUUCCUACGAGCAAAUAGACAGGCUGAGUCUACCAACAUUGAUCAAUAUCAUCAAGAAAAUAGGAAACAAUAAUCCUAGUACAAAGGCGGAACUAGGGAUGGAAAUAAUACUCGUCGGGUCCUCGGCCCUAAAAGGAGAGUUUUCGGGGGGAAAUCAGGGCCGGGUACGGGGAUCCCCGAAUUUGCAAAAUCCUUGGUCGGGGAUGGGCCUAGGAUGGUAUUGUUAUCCCCGUCCCCGGACCCGGCCCGAUAAGUAA